Engraulis encrasicolus (European anchovy) is the source of this 2561-nucleotide messenger RNA. It is a transcript of the gene nanos1, whose product is annotated as nanos homolog 1. The record is from RefSeq and is a predicted model, not a curated record. The transcript has a single exon. Gene Ontology annotation, biological process: negative regulation of translation; oogenesis. Gene Ontology annotation, molecular function: zinc ion binding; mRNA binding. Lineage: Eukaryota; Metazoa; Chordata; Actinopteri; Clupeiformes; Engraulidae. The coding region runs from base 115 to 795 and encodes 226 amino acids. Gene Ontology annotation, cellular component: perinuclear region of cytoplasm.
CAAGAAAGGCACUGGACUUGACCACAGUUGACUUGACUACAUACUGACGGAGAGCUUUGCAAGAGUAAAAAGCAAACUCACGGAAUACAUUUAAAGUAAAGAAAAAGGCUUAAGAUGGAUUUCUUAAACCACAACUAUUUGAACGCGCGCACAUCCUAUGACUAUACCUUUAAUUUUUGGAAUGACUAUCUCGGACUGUCGACACUGGUCACGAAGAAUAACAAGCACAGUGUGCCCCAAAGUCCCAACUCCAUCACGGAGUCCUUGAAAGCAACGUUGGGCUUGGACGACUCUCCUGCGUGUGCGUGCGUAAUCUCGGCCAGCGGUGAAGGCGGACACCUGGACUGCUGCUGCCACUCCGGGAGUCCCCCGCCUACCUCCAUCCUCGACUUGAAAGAGCGCUUCUCCAUACUGAGCCCCUUCCAGAACCAAAGCGCGGGCGUCCCUCAGCAAGACCGAGACAUCGGCUUUGGAGGAAGCUUCACGGGAUUUGAUCUGUUUGGCAUGGAGCGGAAGGUGCGCAAACCAGCGGCUCGGAAUAAGCAGGAGCCCAAGAUCUGCGUCUUCUGUCGGAAUAACGGAGCCCCGGAGGAGGUGUACGGGUCUCACGUACUGAAAACACCAGACGGGAGGGUGGUGUGUCCCAUUCUCCGGGCUUACACAUGUCCGUUAUGCAGUGCCAACGGGGAUAAUGCGCACACUAUUAAAUACUGUCCACUCUCCAAAGAUCAACCAGCCCAACGACCAUUAAAGGGAGGGAGGGCAGUAGGUGGUAAGCGAAUGAAAAUAUUCUAAAAGACAGAGCUUCAUACGUCGAGUAAAUAAACUAAAUUUGAUUGCACUGAACAUUUCUUUCAGAUGACUGUUUCGAUUGCGGCUUUCCCAGUCCUAACUGCUAUGCUACAGGAUUUAAUAAAACAAAUUAAAUAUCUUUUUUUCAAAAUCUCUUAUAUUUUUAUAGAUACUUUAUUUCCAUAGUUUAUUGUAUUCGUUAUUCAUAAAAAGUAUAUAUUUUUCUUUCACUCCUUAGUGUUUAGAUGUUUAUUCAUCAAAAAUCCAUAGUACACAAUCACUUUGUGUGAAUAAACAAUGUUAUUUUGUUAUGUGGGGAAGUAUACUAGUUGUCAUGAACAUUGGAGGUGUUUUAUUUAUGUUAACCCCCAGUAUUUUCCAUGUAAGCCAAGCUUACUCCUUCUAUUGUCUUUCAAAACCAAAGUUAAGUUUGCCAUUAAACAACAUUGAGAAUGUUCCAUCUCUGUACUGUAUCAUCUGGAGAUAGUGGAGUUCUGUGUAAACUGAAGUGCUCUGGGUAUGGUAUUCAUAGCCCAUUCCUCCCCUCAUGCAGUCCACCACGCAAUUUACUUCCCUCUGAGACUGACAUUUAAUAUGUUCAAGAGAGGGGGGGAAAAGACACACAAAGGGGUCUCUGUUAUGCAUUCAUGUUUUCAGAGUAACUUCAUAAUCAAUAGUUGCCCUGCCAAAUUAGUCUGAACUUUUCUGACAGAAAUAGUUGUUUUCUUUGCCAAGGCUUAUUUUGGAAUAUGUUUAUUAGGCCAAUGUGAGGUACCUUUGAUGUUUACAUCCCUGGCCCAGGGUAACACACUGGAUUCAAUGUCUUAUGGGUAUCUCUCUUAGGCUGUAAACAUCCCAUUCAACUGUAUCAUGUACUACACUUUUGUUUGUUUCUUUGUUUUUGUUUUAUGUCAUAUUUGUUUUGCUUUCCCCCGAAUAUUUGCUGGGUGAAGGAGGACGUACUCUCCAAGAGUCAAAGUGGCAGUUUUACCAAGUCAGUGGUGGGAAUAUAGCACGAAUGAAUGUUAUGAAUAAAAAAGAGCUUUUGUAAAACAGCAUACUUUCCCCCUUUUUGCAUAAUGUACCAUUAAAAAAAGAAUCCAAAAAAAUAGAUGCAAAAUAUUGUGAAUGUACAAUUGAGUCUUGCAGGACUGCACAUGUCGAACAGUUGUGUUUACCAAAGGAAUACAAUUUUAAUGAAGUAAGGAACAUAGAUUUGCUGUAUUGUAAAUAAACAAAGUUUAGUGAAGUUAAUUCAGUAUUUUAACAUUAAGUGACUUCAGAGGGUACUACCUCAACAGGAUUUUGUACUUACAUGUAAAAUGUCAACAGCAGUUUAUUAAUAUAGUGCUGCCAUUUAUAAUAAGGGUUUUUAAUAGUAUUUUUGAUCUUUGUAUAACAUAAUUGUAUUUUUCUUUCAAUGCAUUCAAAACACAUGGAAGAGACUUUCCAAUAAGCUCCAAGCGUUGUUCGCCAUGAGGCGACGGUUGUAAAUAAUGAUCUCCAUACUUUUUUUAAGUUGCUGUUCAAUGUUACAUUCUUGAGGCGUGCAAGAGACGAGAGCAAGAGCAAGAGUGAGAGAAUGGAAUAUGUUGAAAAGACAUUAGACAAUUUUGCCACUUUUAACUGAGGUUUGUAAUUAAAUUAAAAGAGAAAAAAUAAACACUGUUGAAUUUUGUUAUUUAUAUUUUGUCACAAUUCCCUGUAUGCUGCUGUGCAGAGAAAUUACAAAGAUAUAAAUUCACUAGAGAAAUAAACAGCUUGUCAGC